UCAGCCCCCCUGCCCCGACACUGAAACUGUUACAUGGCAAGAUUGUUUUGUAACCGUUUUACAAAACUCACCCAAUGAGAACAGCUGGCCGGCGUCACGUGACACAACUUUUACAUAACAGUUUUUUUUCACGCCUUUGCUUCUCCAUUGAGAAUAAUAUCAUUGCCUCCUGGACCGGACCAUGAACCUGCAGCUCGAUCAUCUCUCACCGGCCGACCUAAAAAUGAAUGGCAUUGGGGUUUCUGACCAGUUAAACGCCACAUAGAGGAGGAAGUUGACCACAAACAACCUACCCGGUAUGGGGACAGAGAGUGAGAGUAUGCUGCAGCUUGCAGCGGAGGCUUUCCAGUCCAAAAACUUCGACCUGGCCGCGGAUAUCUACGAGUGCCAGCUAGCGGGGCUCGGAGACCCGGGGAGCCGGCUGGAGCUGAUGGUAAAGCGGGCUGACGCGCUCGCCUUCGGGGGCAAAUUCACAGAAGCUUUCGGUAUCUAUCGGCAAGCCUCGGAGAUUGAAAGACUGCGACCCGGGCAUCUGGAAAACCUUUUAGAGUACCUAGCCAAUAGUAUUAGGAGGCAAGACGGGGGUGACGGCCCAAACAGCAGCCGGACGAGACCACCAGAGGAGGCUGGGGCGCUAGUGUCGACAUGCUUCGGUGUCGCGACAGGUUGCGGGUACGAUGCCUUCUCCUGCCGGAUGUGUCUGGGCUUCAUGUUCGAGCCCGUGACUCUGCCGUGCGGACACUGCUUCUGCAAAAAGUGCCUGGAGAGGGAGAGGGAGAGGCCGAUCAGCUGUAAAGAGUGCAAAGACAACUCCAGACUGGCCGACGUGCAGAGCUACAGGGUGAACGUGGUGCUCAGCAACCUGCUGGCCAAGUGUUUCCCCUGCCAGACCCAGGCCGGUCGGCUGCGGCGGGAGGGGAACCUGCUGUACGCCGAGAAGAGGAUGGAGGCAGCUCUGGAGAAGUACAACCAAGCAAUACUGAUAGCCCCCAGGGACCACAUACUGUUCAGUAACCGUUCCCAGAUCCACUCCAGUCUAAAACACUAUCAAAAGGCUCUGAGAGAUGCUGAGACGGCCUGCAGACUCAUGCCUCACUGGUCUAAGGGUCAUGUUCGUAAGGCCCAGGCCCUGGUGUCAUUGGGCAGAACAGAGGAAGCUUUGAGAGAAUACCUGGUCUGUCUCUCCAUAGAGCCUGACUGUAGGCUGGCCAAGACUGAGGCUCACAAGCUCCUCAGUGAUCUCCUGGCUCCAGUCACAGACCAGGUCCCUGAGCGAGUCCUAGACUACAUCAGUGUCCUGUCUUCCCGAGUAUACAUCAAAAACAGCCUCACACACUCAGACGCACAUGUACACAUGGCCUCUGCUGCGCACACGCCCUCCCUCAGCACCUCUGCUCCCUCCAAGGCUUCCCAGACUCUCAUCCAGCUGUCCACACAGUCUCCAACUGCGCUUGACUACCCACAACCCCCCUGUGUGAGGUCAGAGCACAGUGAGCUCAAAGGUCAAGGAGAGGUUGAGGGCAGGAGGCUGGACCGCGGUCUCCUCCUCAAACGGAAACGAAGGAGAGCCGAGGAGGAAGAGGAGGAGGAGGGAAGCGAGGAGGGAAGCGAGAAGUGUAAAAAGUCCAAGUCUGAGCCAACAGAGGUGACUGCCGCGUUUGUCGACGUCUUCGAAGCCACCGAUCUGGAGUGCUCCCUGUGUAUGAGACUGUUCUAUGAGCCGGUGACGACGCCAUGCGGGCACACUUUCUGCCUCCAGUGUCUGGAGAGAUGUUUAGACCACAACCCGAAGUGUCCGCUCUGUAAAGAGGGACUGUCUGAGUACCUUGCCCAGAGGCGCUACUGUAAGACAGCAGUGAUGGAGAAACUGAUAUCGACGUAUCUUCCCGCUGAGCUCAUGGAAAGACAGAAAACCAACCAGGAGGAGAUGGCUGAGCUCUCCAAUCUUAACAAGAAUGUGCCUAUCUUUGUGUGCACCAUGGCCUUCCCCACUGUGCCGUGUCCUCUCCAUAUCUUUGAGCCGUGCUACAGACUGAUGAUUCGCCGAUGCAUGGAGACAGGAACCAACUGCUUUGGCAUGUGCCUGGGAGACAACCUCAAGGGGUUUGCAGACUACGGGUGCCUGCUGGAGAUCCGCAAUGUGGAGUUUUUCUCAGACGGACGCUCAGUUGUCGACACCGUUGGCAAGCGGAGGUUCAAAGUCAUUCAGCACAGUGAAAGAGAUGGAUACAACACCGCUGACAUAGAGUACCUGGAGGACGUUAAGGUGGAGGGUGUGGCAGAGCGCGAGCUGCAGUCUCUCCAUGAUGAGGUGUAUGACCAGGCCUUGGUUUGGGUCAACUCCCUCAAGGCGGAGCAGAAAGAACGCAUUGUCGGACAUUUUGGCCCCAUGCCUGAGAAAGACUCUGAACCACAGGCCAGCCCUAACGGCCCGUCAUGGUGUUGGUGGUUACUCGCCGUCCUUCCGUUAGAAGGCCGAGCUCAGCUCCCGUUCCUGGCCCUCACCUCCCUAAAGGACCGUCUCAGCGGCAUCCGCAGGGUGCUGCUCUUCAUGGCCCACACCAGGCACCGGUGACGAGUGCUGGAAGGAGCGUUGAGCCACCUGGAACGUGCAGUAACCCACACCGCGCUCCGCCGAGCGGCAUUUAACCUGUUGUCCUUUUUGACGCACAAAGAACUGAUGUCUGUGGUUGCACCUCCCCUGCUGUAGCUGAACCCCCUGCAGAAAGCACGACCCCAUGCACCCAUCAGCAGCCACUUGAGCUUCAAGAGCAAAGAUGCAACUAAUUGGGAUCUGAAUAGUAAAACUCUAAUUCUACUCUAAUACUCUUUGCGUAAAGACUUACAGAAGAACCAUUUCAUUCAAGUAGCAACGAAUGCUAUGUUCAGGCAGCAGGUAAACACGAUUCACUUGUUGAAUCUGAUCUUUCAGGCUUACUGUCCUCAUUGUCAUUAACAAGAGACGUUCUUGGAGAAUCACUUCCUGUCAUGAUGACACUGGUUGCCAUAGUAACAAGACAGGCAUUUCCUGUCCAGUAACUUUGGCUGCAGCAACAAGCUAGUAACAAGGAAGUUUCUCUGUUGCUUUCCCUGAGUCACAGUGCAGUGUAAAGAUGCAUGAAGAUGUAAUGUCGUUUCGAAAAAUCCAGCUUCAGCUGCCUGUCUGUCUGAACAUAACUUUAGAGCAGAGACGCAGCAAAUCUCCCGGUUCAGAUGCAUAAUAGCCUGCUACUUUCACAACCAGAGGACACUGCAACAAAAACAACUUGCACAAUUUGCACUUCCCUGCAGCAAGCAACAGCCAGCCCCAGUCAUCAUCAAGCAGCAGCAAAUACAACUUGCAUGUAAAUCAACACUCCAAACUACUCAAUAUGUGCUGUGACUGUUCCAUCCUCUCCCGGCUUACCCUAUAGUGUGAAUCACACACACACGCGCCCACACUGCAGUCUUCAGCAGGGUGGCUGUCUGUCUGCCCAUAUGUCUGUCAGUGUGUGUGUGUCCAUUCUGCAAUCGACCAAACUAUGGAUUUGCCUUUGCGUGUAAAUGCACUUGCUGUAGUUGAGUGAACAACAAUGAUAAGAUGUGGUUAGUUAUACUAAGUUACAGUUUAAUCUGGAAAAUGGUAAAUUUACCUACCCACUGGUAAAUGUAGACAUCUGUAACAGUGUACAUUUACUAUUUGCUACCUUUAUAUACAAUAAUUAUCAAUUUGACAAGUAUUCUGUCUUCCUUCCUUCCUUCCCUCCUUCCAUUGUUUUCUUCCUUGUCAUCUAAGUACCACAGCUGAAUAACUAUGGACUGAGUCUUUACAUGGGUGUGCUAAGGCUCUUGAUCUUGUGUUUGAAUUAUAUGUUUUUGAUUUGUUAAUUUUUUUUUUUUCAUUAUUUAUAACCGUGUGUGCAUGCAGUGACGUUGUUUACAUUUCACAGAAAGAGAUGCUGAGCUGCUCAGUCUCCAAAGGCGUUCUUAUUUUUUUUUUGUUUUGUUUUGUUUUGUUUACCAGUGGCCCCAGAAUAAUAGCAAUAAACACAGUCACAGUGAAUGAGAGGCACUGACAGAAAAACCUGGGGUUUUAGAGAGCUGACCCCGCUAAAAAUGUUGGUAUAAAGUAAAGAUACACAGAGACACAUAGUCUGUGAUUUCCUUUUAGAUAGGAUUUCAUCAUUCCCUCCCUAAAUGCAUCCGUUUGAGGUGGAUUAGAUUUCCCAGUUGCCCAGUAAAAGUAAAGUAAAACUGAAUAAUAGCGAUAAACAUAGUCACAGUGAACGAGAGCCACUGACACAAAACGUUUGUCCAUGUUGUUGCCGGGGUUUUAGAGAGCCAACCCAGUGAAAAAAUGUUGCUAUAAAGUAAAGAUACACAGAAACACGAAGUCUUUAAUUUCCUUUGACAUAACAUUUCAUCAUUCGCUCUCUAAAUGUGCUCUUGGUAGUAAACAUUUCUCUGGGAGCUGCAGCAUUGCUGUUGAGCUCCAGUUAACUUGUAAUUACAUUUGAUGUCUGCCAAGGUGCUUGUUGCUGCAUUUUCCAGUUUAAACUUAUUUUCACUGAUGGUGACUCAGAGUGGGGUUAAGAAUAGUUCACACUCAAAUACAAGAAGAUGUGUUCCUGCUUACCCCUAGUGCAGUCUAUCCAUCUAGGCGGUUUCUGUGUGAUUUGGUGAGGUUUCCAGUCUGUCGCCCUUCACCCCUCACAACUCAGUGGGGCUGGAUGUUUUUUUUUGUUUUUUUUUUAAUGGCACUCAAACUGUUAAAAAGCUAAAGAACACCUACAAUAUGUAUCUACCUGUCUCUACUUGGGGCGGAAAGGUACAGUUUGCCGGUGUUCUUCGGCAGGAAAUAAUUUGAAAAUAGCAUCCACCCCAGUUGUGUUUGGGUGAAAGCAGACUGGAAACCUCACCAAAUCACACAGAAGCCACCUGGAUGGAUAAAAUGCACCAGAAGUAGCCGGGAAAAUGUCUCGUUUGCAUUUUGGGUGAACCGCUCCUCUACCUCAACCUCUGAUCUCACCAGCUUGUUCUCCUUACACACAAUUUGAAGCCGAUUCGAUUUUCCAGUCGCCCAGUAAAAGCAAAUUAAUGUGUAACAACGGCGUUCAGCGAACAAAUGUUGGCUAUAAAUAGGUGCCAGUAGCCUCCAUGACAUCAGCGUGGUGCGAAGCCCAACAUUUCAGAGAUCAGCUGGGAGACCUUGAGCAUUUACGCAGCAACAACAUGCAGCUGACAUAGCUGCACAGGACAAACUGUGCCUGUGGAUCUCUUAACGUGUCCAGCCUGAGUCGUGGAGUACAUCCUGGUAGAUUCCCACCCAAACCGCUUAUUUUUAGAUCAAGUCAAAUCGACGUUCUGUUUUUAGUUGUGUUAUAAUGCUAGCUUAUGUUUACAUCAGCAUGUUUAGAUCUCCCCGCUGUCACCAGCCUCUCCACGGCUGAGAUAUCUGUAAUGCUUACAGGCGUAAAGAGAGCCUGUCAGCAAUGCAGCAAACAGUGAAAUCGAUACUUUUUAUAUUUUUGCUAACACUAUCUCCCUUGCCUAUGGCCAGGUAUUUAUUUUACUAUUUAUUUUAAUCUUUGUUGCACUUCCACUUUAAGUGAGUAAGGGAAAGAAAUGGGGCAGAGAUGUAUGUGUACAUAUAUUGAGCGCUGGAGUUUUUAAUAUCUAAUCUGAGUCAAAAUGUUAUUGGAAAUCCCAUAGAAAAGAUGUAUUUUCUCCUGUGUGGUGAAUUGACUCGGCCAACUUCUGCCACUUUUCAGUUUCUUAGGGUUUGACUGAUGUGCGCUACCGGUAAAGGCUAAUGCCUUCUUUAUAGAGUGAAACUCCUUUAUGGAUUUUGUGUUUCCAUGCAAAGCAGAGCUUCCUCAAAAAAACAAAAAUACACCUAGAACAUUUAAACAAAAAUGUGCAAACCUGUUAAAAUGAGUGUUUGACAAUACACUGAUUUUGAGGAGCAUACUCAAAAUAUAAACUUAAAACAUUUUUUUUUUUUUUUUUGAACAUCAAUGUUGUUUUCCAAACGUAAAACUACCGAGGCCUUGCUAAUAUCAGUGGCAACUACUUUAAUUGGUAAAGGCUAAUCUGGUCAAUGCAAGAGAUUUGUUGAGCUUCGCCUUCAAGUGAGUUUGUAUUUUGUUUUAUACAUAUGUUGGAUUUUACAUGUUUCUAUGUCCAUCAGGUUCUUUGUAUUUUAUAUGUUUCUGUUAAAUUUAUCUCGUGGUGAUUUCUUUAUUUUAUAUGAAAUACUACAGGGAGUGGUUGUUGGAAAAAAUGUUUUGAUGUCAAAUCAGCAGCAUCAGUUGUUUUGUAUUUAAAGGGCCAAAGCCAUUUUUUCUGGUACUAUAGGGUGGCAGAGAAAUUGACUAAAUGACAAUAUCAUGCUACUUUCCCCACAGUACUGAGUAAACAUCAAGUUCAUCUGUUACCACCUUCAAAUGGUUGCAGUAUAUCACGGAAUCAAUUAGCAUUACUUAAGAUAAGGCACAAUGUGUGGAAUAAUCACAAAAUUAUUGUACCGCGGCCCAAGUAUUGGUCUGAGCAACUUUAAUGUAAAGAAUUAUGACAGUAAAGUGGACUUGGCAUCUCAGUGCUUUUGGCAUUUAAUAAACACUUUCUAUGAAAUAUAACAUUUGCUAAUAUUGCAGUUAUGUGCAAGAAGCAAUUAAUGUUGGUCACAGCUGUUAUUAAGGGAAAUGCCAUCAGUAAUGGAUUCACACCUUGAGUGUAAAGGCAUGUGACAGAAAUUUCAGAAUCAAAGCCAGAUGUACUCCUUGAUAUAUAUGACGAGGCAGAGGUAAAGGGAAACUCCACCCAAAUUCACAUGUGCUAUUCCCACAUAUUAACAAGAUUUGUGAAGAUUUUCCUCAAGUAACAGACAAAAUGUAAGACUCCCCGGCUGAUCAAGGCUCGUCUCUGGCAGCAGAGCAGCUCAAGGUUUCAUCUGUUGACUCUUCUCGUAGAGAGGAGCCUCCAUUUCCUCAUUUCUCGCUUUGGGAGAGGCAUGCACCUCUGCAAAACUGUUCAAGGGUGAAUUUUGGCUUUAAGAGCAGUCUAAUAUCUGUGAAACACUGUUCAUCCACAGCAGCAGUUCUAGUGCCUUAAGUUGACUUUCUUCCAUUUUUCACUUGUACGCUGAUGUUUUUUUUUUUUUUUUUUUUUACCUGCAGUAGCAACUAGAGCGAGGUAGUGUGUAACCACCAGGUGUUCCCUGCAUAACAUCUCAGGAUAAUGAUCAUGUGUGUGCCACUGAUUAGACCUCACCCUCAUCAAAGUGUUUGACUUUGGUGGUUCCAUGCGGUCGCAGUCAAAAACAUAUCACAGCGCAUAAACCAUUAAGGCAGUUUUCAUCCUGGUUCCCAAAGGCAUUGUGGGAUUGAAAUCACCUUUCCCCCCCUCUUGCUAACAAUGAGCUUCGGCUCCCUCUCCUACAGUUCUGAUUGAUCCCUCAGUCACAGCAAUCAAAGUAAUUACAGACGCUUAACUCGCUAUUAAACACUAUAAUUUCUCUGCGUCGAAACACAUGGGAGUGGCAGAGUGGUAUUUUCCCUGGCAAACCCUCAUUGCCUUGCAGUGGCACAAAAAUGAUCUUUAAUGUGAAGGUGCUAUUCAGGAAACACAACCCGGUUUUUUAGGCUAUGAUCCAAUUGGGCUACGAGUAAUUACUGCAUUAUUUGUGUGGGUGUCAAAUCUUGAAUCCAAACAGGUCAGGAUGGGGCGAAGUUGCUUUGGCAGCCUCAUGGGAUAAUUUGAUUUUUUUUUUUUUUUUUUUUUUUUUUUUUUUUUAAAUUGUAGCGCUACAGACUUUUGGUGGUGAUGACAUGGACAAGUAGGAGCUGAAACACACAUUUCCUCAAUGUUUUCAGUGUGUUUAGAGGAAACUGGGAGUGUGUGCUUCGUAUUAAUACUGAGAUCAUCAUCAGCUCCUUGGUCGUUCAACUAUGUGAAAAAGUAGGAUGUGGGUUAUCCUGACCUUCCCAGAAUUCAACCUUUGACCUUUACAGCUGAAGAAGUGUACCUACCUCGGGCAUCUUCCUAGAGUGCUUCCAGAAAGACAGAUUAAAAAAAAAAAAAAGAAAGAAAGAAAAAAAGCUUCAUGAUUUUGUUGUGUUUUUGUCAUUUUUUCAUCCGUGUUGGAAGGCAGAGUCCUGUCUCAACGUCGGGGCAAAGAUACCGCCAGUGUCUCGCAAAAACCUCACAUCUCCAAAGAUGGGAAAAGAAAAUCAGACGGAAACUUCAGACGGAAAAUGUGAAAAUGAAAAUUCGCUGUACUACAGAGAAAAGGGUUCUGUGAGACACUAGUGAUCAGUUUGAAAGAGGCUUUUAAAUAUUUGGACAGUUUGAAGGAGCGCUUGAUUUACCAUCCUUGGAGACAGCUUCUUAAGCAGAAACAAAACUCAAGUCUUCUUUAAACCACUAAAACUACUAAAAACCUGAACCUGAUUUGACCAAGUAGCUCUGACAUCACAGUCUUAUUUUUCUAACCUUUUGGCCACCAACAAAUCAUCCCAAGAUAAUCCAGGCGCUCCUCAUGUUCUCCAGUAUUUGAAAAGUCUCACGUCUUCGCCCGGGUCUGCCUCUCUCAGCGGCUGUUGAGCUCUUGUAGAAAACCAUGGCCUCUAAAAGUGUCUGUGUGCAUUUACACAACAUGAAUGUAUGUCUCGACAUCUCUCUGAUGUUCUCUGUACAUGUCUGUUACUCACAUUAAAAAACCUAGUAUGCAGAAACAUUUGCAAAUGUACAGUCUAACAUUUCGGCUUGUGAAUAAAUCAAGAGGUUUGUGGUCUUGGUGCUGUCUGGGAUGCCGAGCGCGCUGGACUGGA
This is a messenger RNA of Myripristis murdjan (pinecone soldierfish), 8810 nucleotides long. Its product is annotated as LON peptidase N-terminal domain and RING finger protein 3-like. The record is from RefSeq and is a predicted model, not a curated record. Gene Ontology annotation, molecular function: ubiquitin protein ligase activity; protein binding. Bases 299 to 2575 code for a protein of 758 amino acids. The transcript is spliced from 12 exons. NCBI's taxonomy places the organism in Eukaryota, Metazoa, Chordata, Actinopteri, Holocentriformes, Holocentridae.